AUGACGCUCGCCAACGAAUCCUUCGCACACGCGACCGGCUACGCCCACCACCAACAUGAACACCACAUCACCGGCGCCCACCUCAUUGGCAGCGUGCCCCUUCCUGACGCCGAGGCCGUCUUUCGACAAUGUGCUGCGAAUCUCCCUGCCCGACUGAAGCGCAUACCGGAUGGCGAGACGGGCGACAGGCAGCUGUUCACCACCUUCCAGGCGCAGCUCUUCGGCAUAUACCCGCCGAUGAUGACCGAGUUCGUGCACAACGCUCCCAUCCAAGACAAGCACUUCACACCCGAGCAGAUCCAAGAAGGCAUCGACAUCCUCACGAAAGUUGACCUCCACACCGGCUACGACGAUGUUGCCAUCGAGAGCUACGCCAUCUUCCGCAGACUCAAGGACGAGGGUGUGAUUCCGCUAGAUGUCAAGUUCCAAGUGAGCUUGCCGUCAAUUCCGAACGUGAUUGGGCCGUUUGUGCAACACGCAUUCCAGGCCAUUGUCGAGCCCAUCUAUGAAGCAGCACUCUUCCGCGCUAUUCGACGGAUACAAGAGCGCAUUCCACACGAGGACCUAGCUAUUCAGAUCGACAUCGCACUAGACACUGCUUACUGGGAGGCACUGAACCCGGACACUGUCAGGGAGAACUCCGGCCUGGAGUGGUUCCGGCCAUGGUUCAAGGGCGAUGUGAAGCAGUAUCAAACAGACUACAUCGUCCGAUUCAUCAGCCAAGUGGACGAUGAUGUCGAGGUCGGACUGCACAACUGCUAUGGUGACAUGCAACACCAGCACUGGCACGAGCCCGCAUCUCUCGCCGUAGUCGUCGAGCGAGCACUCUGGGUUUACAGCGCCUCACCACGCAAGAUCAACUUCUUCCACUGCCCCGUGCCGAAGAGUGCCGAGGGCCACAUCGACGCCUACUUGGAUCCACUAAAGUAUCUCCUCCCAGUCUUGAGACAGCACGAGACCGACCUCUACCUCGGUCUGGUCCACGAGCACAAGCCGGACCUCACCAAGAAGUACAUCGCGGCCGCGAAGAAAGUGGUGCCCAUCUUUGGCGUGGCGGCGGAGUGCGGUGGUGGCAGGACGCCUUGGGAGGAUUUCGAGGAUGUGCUGAAGAUCUCGAAGGACGUCUCGGAGCCUGUGGUUGUUGUUGAUGCGGCCAGCACUCAUCGAUCCAAGUACUUCAACAAUGCAGUCAUCAAUCAAUGGUUCGACUCGCCUCCCGUUCAGGACCAGGGCCAUUGCCAAGACGAAGACUGCCAUGUUGAUGGCUUGAAAGAGUCAAGGACAUACCUGAAGAACCUUGUGGAUGCCGAAGUCGCAGUUGUUGGCGCUAAAAACGUCUUCAUCGGCGGCUUCAGUCAGGGCUGUGCGAUGGCGCUGCACUUUUUGCUGAGCUCCGAAGGGGAAUUGGGUGGAUUUGUGGGGAUGAGUGGAUGGAUGCCGAUGGUCCAGAGCUUGGAAAAGACUCUGGAGCAGGAAGAAGACGCUCCGACCAGUGUCUGUAAUUUUGUGCGAGAGACCAUGGGACUACGACCGCUCGAAGUAGCACCAUAUCUCGCAACACCAGUGCUCCUCGGCCAUGGCACUCUUGACGACAUUGUCAUACUUUCCAAAGGCCAGCGUGCUGCGGCAUUCCUUAGGGACUUGGGCAUGCAAGUAACCUGGAAAGAGUACGCCAUCGGCCAUUGUUACGAAGUUUCUCGCCAGAUCGACGACAUUGUGGCGUUCCUGCAGAGACGUGGGCGUGUUUGA
Molecule: messenger RNA, 1749 nt
Organism: Fulvia fulva
Lineage: Eukaryota; Fungi; Ascomycota; Dothideomycetes; Mycosphaerellales; Mycosphaerellaceae
Product: Carboxylesterase
Exons: 4
Coding region: 1-1749 (582 amino acids)
Biological process (GO): protein depalmitoylation
Cellular component (GO): cytoplasm
Molecular function (GO): palmitoyl-(protein) hydrolase activity; carboxylic ester hydrolase activity
Source: RefSeq, a predicted model, not a curated record